UUGCUGUUUCUCCCCCUUUCUCGCCCAGGAGAGAAGCCCCACCGCUGCCAGCUGUGUCCGUUUGCGUCCGCAUACGAGCGCCACUUGGAGGCCCACGUGCGCUCCCACACGGGGGAGAAGCCGUACAAGUGCGACCUGUGCGCCUUCAGGUGCAGCGACCGCAGCAACCUCUCUCACCACCGCCGCCGCCGCCACAAGCUGCUGCCCGCCCGGCCCGUCCGCUCUCCCUUCGCCAAUAAGAGAAUCCUGGGCGCCCUGCAGAAGAGGACGGGCGCGCUGGGCUUCGGCCGCCGCCUCCUCAUCAAUUUCAACCCUCCGGCCGUGGCGGUGCCGAAGUCUGAUUGCGCGAAUGACUCGUCCCAAAAGAUCCACCCUCUGAACAUCAAUGGGUAUAGGGGCCCCCCCCGAGCUCGGGAGUCGGUAAAGGACGAGAAACCGAUCCUCAUCCAGCGCGUCUCCACUGAGCUGGUGGCCGUGUGUUCCAACGGAGUCCAGACGUCGCCUCCCAAAGAGGAGUCGCCCUGCUCGGGCCAGGGGGGCUGCAGCCCCGUCCCCGGCUUCGCCCUGGAGAGCACCGGGAACGCUUUAAACGGCGGUGCUGGCCGCAGCCGGCCGGGCACGCCCGCGCUCCCCCUGACCGCGCCGGACCGGCGGCAGCUGCACAAGUGCCAGCACUGUGACAUUUCCUUCUCCGAUAAUAUACUGUACACUAUUCACAUGGGCUGCCAUGGCUACGAACAGCCACUGCAGUGCAACAUCUGCGGACACAUGUGCAACGACAAAUAUGAUUUUGCGUGCCAUUUCGCACGUGGCCAACAUAAAACGUGA
This is a messenger RNA of Menidia menidia (Atlantic silverside), 828 nucleotides long. The record is from the annotation of a GenBank genome assembly. Lineage: Eukaryota; Metazoa; Chordata; Actinopteri; Atheriniformes; Atherinopsidae.